Molecule: messenger RNA, 1714 nt
Organism: Orbicella faveolata
Lineage: Eukaryota; Metazoa; Cnidaria; Anthozoa; Scleractinia; Merulinidae
Biological process (GO): actin filament depolymerization
Cellular component (GO): actin cytoskeleton
Molecular function (GO): actin binding
Source: RefSeq, a predicted model, not a curated record
AGAGCGAUUUUGAUCCGCAAAGAAGAUGUCUUCAGGAGUUGGUGUUGAUCAAAAUGUCAUCGAUGCUUUUAACGACACCAAGUUAAAAAAAAGGCAUGCAUACGUGGUGAUGAAGAUAAGAGACAAAAAGAAGAUAGUCGUGGAUCGCUUGGGUGAUAAACUUCCUCAGAACUGUACACAGUCUAGGAAUGAAGACAUUUUUAACGACAUGAAGAGGAAGUUCGGCAACGAGCCGCGUUACAUCCUGUUCGACUUCUGUUAUACCAGACCAAACCAGUCCGUAGCACAGAAAUUGGUGUUUAUUUCUUGGUGCAGCGAUGAAGUAAGUGUUGGCGAGAAGAUGAUCUACGCGAGCUCAAAAGAUGCCCUGAAGAAAUGCUUCACCGGCCUAACUACCGAGUUCCAAUGUACAGACCCCACAGAGUUCCAGCACUCAGAGCUGGUAAAGGAAUUGAUUCAUAAAGACAGGGUAUAAACGUCUAAAGACGUCAAAACAUCAUUCCUGACUUAUCGGUUCAACUUUGUCGAAAGGACUUGUUAAGAACACUCUUUGCUACAGUUUAAAGGCUGGAAUUGACCUUACAAAAUGUUUUCGCAUGUCAUUAAUCAGACCUAGUUAUUUUCUUCUGUUCUAUCUUACUGCAUAACGAUCAAGACAAGAAAUUUUUACCCUCUGUGCUUGUCAGAAGUCUUGUUUCACGAUCUGUAAGACACGAAUAAACUGUAGCCUGGUUAAAUUAUAUUCUCUGUCUUUUUAUUCCAAGUAGUCCACAGAGGGUGGAACUAGUUUGCAGGGUCCUUACCACAAGUAGACAGACCGCCAGUUAAGUCUCGUGCACUGAGAAAAUCACAUCUGCAUGGUUUCUCUCAUUUUUUUUUCUAAUAGCAAGGGAUUCAUGGUAGGUGAGCCCUUUUUUAUGUCAGGUCCUUAAAUAACACAAAAUCUUUUUCGACCUAAUUUUAAGCGAGUAGUAAAGAGCUAGGGUAAAGUUGCAGGGCCAUGCAUACUGCUCUGAGCACAUCUCUGAACACCUGUGCUUUUAGCUCUUUUUGAAUAGGAUGUGAAACUGAUCGAUUUUCAAUGUUCUCCUCUUAUUCUUAGGGCUAGGGUUAACCCCUACGGAUGCGAGUGAGAAAAUGGCAAACGGCGAAAUAUUUCUCUUCCUUCUUUUACCCAUUGUUGUCCCCAGUGGUUGAGUCGAGUGGUUCUGGACUCCCUCGAAAAAAUUGAACUUUUUCAUAGGUUGACGAAAAAUGAAUGCGCAACAGAAAUGCAAAUUACAAAGCAAUACACGCCUUCCGUUUCACUGACCAAGUGACCAAAAGCCGAAACAGAGGCUUUGGGACGAGAAUGUCUUUUACCGCUUCCUGUUGCGAAGGCCGCAUGCUCAAUCCUUUCUAGGAAAAAAAGAUGGCGGCUGUACAUUUUAGCACAAUACCUUGCGAACUUAACACGGCCCAUAGGGCACAACGGAAGCCAUAUUUUUGCAAUAUUUCUCCCUGUGCUAACGCCAUUGUGCAUACUAGAUUUGAAGAUUUUAAAACUUUUCUAUAUUUUUUUUUAGGAGCGUUGUUACGGUUUUCGUGUACUAAAAUCAUGUUUGAAUGUGCCAGUCGCCAUUUUUUUCCUUGUGCUUUCGUCUAUAUGUCGAAAUACGAAAAUUUAUUGAGAUUGCGUGACAUCGAAGAUGAGAGACCCUGAGAACGAGGUUGU